Ambispora gerdemannii is the source of this 192-nucleotide messenger RNA. Lineage: Eukaryota; Fungi; Glomeromycota; Glomeromycetes; Archaeosporales; Ambisporaceae. The record is from the annotation of a GenBank genome assembly.
AUGUUGGAAGGUAUAAGUAAUGAUUCAAAGGCUUCGCAAGAAGUUCGUGCUCGUGCAAAAAAACUUCUCCAAAAAAAAGAAGGCUUAUGCACCUCUCAUCGACUACGCCUUGAUAAGAGUGGGCUCUGCUUCUCUGUGAAUAGCUCUUGGCUUCGUCCAGACUAUUUACACCCCUUAUUGACUACGCCUUGA